UGGGCGACCGGCGUUACGCCCCAAUCAUCUGCAUUGGAUCCAGCAGAAGUCGAAGCAUUGCGAUGUCUCGAGCAAGGGACGCUCAAAUUGGAGGAGGGCGAUGUGCAAGCGGCCAAAGAGCUGUACCAGCGAAGCGCUGAGAUUAAACGCAACGCUAGCUCACUGUUUAAUCUCGGCGUGACCCACUACCAUCUUAAGGAAUAUGACGAGGCUAUCGAAGCUUGGAAAGAGUCGAUAUCAUUGCAACCAUCUAGUCCAGAUGCGCACACAAACCUUGCCAGUGCAUACAUCAUUUCUCCAAUUUCCCGACCAGAUCUCGCAUUACACCAUCUGGAAAUUGCAUCUUCGCUGUCCCCCGAGGACCCUGAGAUCGCGUUCAAUCACGCUGCGGUCCUCGAAGCCACCGGCAGACUGGAGGAGGCUCUUGACAAAUACAAACGCAGCAAAGAUCACGGCGUCGAGCGGGCAGCCAUUCAUAUUCGCAACGUCAGCGCGAAAAUCUUGGGGAAAAAAAUAAAAGCCGCAGAGCAGGCCGAGAAAUCCGAAGAAUAA
Molecule: messenger RNA, 552 nt
Organism: Laccaria bicolor S238N-H82
Lineage: Eukaryota; Fungi; Basidiomycota; Agaricomycetes; Agaricales; Hydnangiaceae
Exons: 7
Molecular function (GO): protein binding
Source: RefSeq, a predicted model, not a curated record